GAUCUAGGUUGUUUUAUUGUUUAUAUAGGUUACCUAACAUUUAAUAGUGUGUACAUUAUUAUCGAUAGGAAAAAACGAUCAAAUGGUAGCAAAAUAAAACGAUUGGUUAAACAUUUUAUAAAAUUCAUCUUUUUCUGAUGGAUAUAUAGUAGGUGUAGGCCUACUAUAACAACAUGCCCCUGAAAACAUAUUCUACCUCACAAAAUUCUUGGCUUCCAGUCACCAGAAACAUGCCUUACACAUCCGCAUCUGUGCCUUAUAGAUCUCACAACAUGACAGGAAUUUAUCUUGGUUUGGAAUCAAAUAGCAGACCCCCAAGGUCAAAAUCAGCGAUACCACCACUAGCAAGAGGUAGAGGGAUAGCGCAGAGGGUCAGAACACCAGCAGAGGAUAGAAGAUAUAAACUUGUUGAACAUUUAAGAAUAAAAGAAGUAAAGACAGGAUUCACUGGAGGUAUUAAAAAGAACUGUAGAUCAGCCCUUGUAGGAAAUAGUCACCGGGAAAACCCACAAGAAGGUCAUACAGUACUUAACAGAAAAUGGGGCCCUGGAAAACUAAUUAACCCUGACAACAUUGAUGAUUUUAUCAGACCGAAUGCUCGUUGUUUCACAGCAGUGUCUAACAGUGGAGUAACCAGACUGGAACAAUUAAUUAGUCCUUCAUCCUUGGAUGUUCAAGAUCGGAGUCCUUAUACCAGGGAAGAUUUGUUCAGUUUGGCUGAAUUUUACAGAAAAAUUUGUAAAAACAAUGACGUGUCAUUGUCCAGUCUAUUACCUGGUCGACGACAUCAACAGGCUAGCGGACAAGAGAGUACAGGAUUUACUGUGAGGAGCUACAUAAAUCCUCACAAGGCAGAGAUUCUAGCCCAGUUUCAAGACAGAGGCAAACUUUGGCCCAACACUUUUCAAAAAUCUGGCCCAGCAGACUUCCGUGUGCGUGGUGACUCUCCGCGCAUCAAAAAGUCCAGGUCUUCCGGGACUAGAGUAACAGAAACUGUGGCAAGGGAUACAUAUGAACAUUUAGUGCUUCCGGAUAUUUCAGGGGAUUUGGUUGCAGGCUCGGCCACUGGAGGGUUGCAUUACAGAAUAGCUCCUUUUUCAGGCCGCUUGGAGUCUGGGGAGGAGUACAUGCUGAAUAGUUCAAAGGUCAUCGGAUCAUCUGACCAAUACCAAGGCUCAGGAGUGUCUGAUACAAAGCAGAGUCCGUCAGUCGUGCUUCCAUUGAGGACAGAGGAGGAAGGUGAGAAGGAGAGUGUAAGAGGAGAAGAAGAAAGGGAAGAGGAGGACCAGUUUGGUGAAGAUAAAGAAGAGGACACCAGUGAAACUAAAGGGAAGGACCAGUUCGGUGAAGAUAAAGAAGAGGGCCAGUUUAGUGAAGACAACAUGAACCAAGUGAUGCUAUCAGGUGAUGUAUUAAAUAGUGGUCUGGAAGUCCGUCCACGUGUCAAGUUGACCACAUCCAACAGUGGAGCAGACAUUAUGCUCGGACUGGAAACAGAUGAUGGGAAAAGCGCUGAGGUGGAAAUAGAUUCCCUUGAGACAGAUGACCUUCAGCCUGAAGACAUUCCAAAAGGCAGAGUUAGAAAAACAUCAAUAGUUGAGAAGUUAUCCAAAUCUAAAGAGUCAGAACUUAUUGCACUAUCACUUAUGGAAAGUGCUGGUCAGAGGCAGAGAGAGUUUGAAAAAUUAAUCAGUGAACACCAGGAGCUGGUUCAUGAGAUCAGCCGAACACCAAGUGCUGAAAAUAUUGUACAGAGUGAAGCUGGCAGAGACCCAUAACAUGACUCACAGUUUGGAAAUAUCCACAGACUUAUUCUUCUGUGCAUUGGACAAAGCAAAGUUUUGUUUGAAAACAACUUUCUGAAACAGAAACUAGUUUGGCAUUUUUUUGGUGCGCAGUUCAUAAAACUUUUCUAAUUUUGCCAAUAUUGAACUAUAGCAGAGGCCUACCUGCCUUAGUAGAAAUGUUUUACAAGUAUUUAGCAAAAUUUUCAUUUAGAUAAUCUUUUUGUUUUAUUUACUAAGCUAAUGCCCAGUAAAUCUAAAUUUUAACAUGAAUUGUUCCUUAAGUUUUUUAGGAAUGUAAACUCAAUCCAAACAUAAGUUUGUUUUUUUAGAAAAUACGAAAAACAUGCAUAUAGUUUUUUUAGUAUCACAAAUUCCAUAUUACCUAUAAAGAAUAAUUUUUCAAGAUUGUUGCAACCUUAAUUUAAUAAAUUGCAUGGUUCUUGCAUAAAGCUUUCAAUCAGAAACCAGGCAAUAAUCAUCUAUAAAUCUUCGUCAUCAAUAAUAUAGCAGAUGCAGUAACGUUAGUACAGCUUUAUGACUGAUAACCAACCUGCACCAUUUGUUUCAUUAUUUAUAUGUGACUAUUAAGAGAUGAACCACAUUGUGAAGCUGAACUAGAGUAGGCCUGUAGGCCAAUACAAAUAGUAAGACUGACCAUUUUCAUUGACAGUUACUGGCUUACUAAUCAAAAUAUGUGCAAAAUAGAAAUGUGUAAAUAUUUUUUAUUAUUAUAAACUUGUGUGUCUGUGUGCAUUAUUUUUUUUUUAUUUUCUGUGUGAAGUGGUACCUCUGGGUAUCUGAAAAUUAUUUACUUAGCAAAAUCCAAAAAUUAUAAUUUUAAAAUUUGGAUUCCUAUUGAUAAGCUAAAGAAAAAAUCAAACUGGAUCAACUACAAACCCUAAAAACACAAUGACAUGUGUAUUUUAAUGUAAUAAAAUGUUACUUAAGUGCAUAAGUGGCUUCAGGAUUUUAAUUGUGACCACUUUGAAACACUGCACACAUCCUUAAUCUUUGGAAUCGUAAGGCAUUGCCAUUAUUAUUAUGGUGAUAGAUUUGGACAGAUACGUUUUCUUGUUUUGGUUACAACUUCUAUAUUUAGGUUGAAGUUAUGUAGAUUAGAUGGCAAAUUAGUACAAACUUCUAUCUUGUACUGAUAAUUCUUAAACUGGUGGAAAAAUUAUCUUGGACAUAAGGCCAAUAACAUUGCAUGUUCAAGGGCUAUAAGUCUUUUCAAUAAAGGCAAGAGACCACUUGCCAUAUGUCCUUUUUGUAUUGUAUUAAGGCCCUUUCAAGAUGCAUUUGUUUUUAUAAUUGCUCAUGUGUAUGUACAUUGAAUGUAAUAAAAUCUGUACUUCAAUGCAUUGACAUCUGGGUGUGUCUACUAUUGAAAUAAUGUGUAAUUUUAGGAUGUCUGUACUACUCAUAUCUCCACUCCACACACAUCAGUAGGAACAAUCAGUCAAAUCUGUUUAGUCAACAAAUAAUUUAAAAAUGAGUUUGUGUUUAGUUCAUAUGUUCUAGUUUGACAGGUUGGACUCAAUAGCUGGCAAAUUCUUACUUUAAUGCACAAGCUAUCCAGAGCACAUACUGAAAUUGUAUUAUUUUAAUUGUGUAUUCAUUCAUAAUUAGUCACUUCUGUAUGCUACUUGUAUCAAUAGUUAACUUUAGCUGCAUAAUUUUUGUUAAUUUUAUCUAAAACUGAAGUGUCUACUAAACAAUUAUUUCUUUUACACAGAAUAAGUUUCUCGACAUUUU
Molecule: messenger RNA, 3542 nt
Organism: Biomphalaria glabrata
Lineage: Eukaryota; Metazoa; Mollusca; Gastropoda; Planorbidae
Exons: 14
Coding region: 174-1778 (534 amino acids)
Source: RefSeq, a predicted model, not a curated record